Messenger RNA from Suncus etruscus (white-toothed pygmy shrew), 6456 nucleotides. It is a transcript of the gene ARHGEF11, whose product is annotated as Rho guanine nucleotide exchange factor 11. Gene Ontology annotation, cellular component: cytoplasm. Gene Ontology annotation, molecular function: G protein-coupled receptor binding; guanyl-nucleotide exchange factor activity. The transcript has 42 exons. Lineage: Eukaryota; Metazoa; Chordata; Mammalia; Eulipotyphla; Soricidae. Gene Ontology annotation, biological process: G protein-coupled receptor signaling pathway; Rho protein signal transduction. The record is from RefSeq and is a predicted model, not a curated record. Bases 785 to 5461 code for a protein of 1558 amino acids.
UUUUUUUUUUUUUUUUCUGAAACUCAUCAUUUUGGAUCCUGGAUUUGGAAGGAGUGCUGAUUUGCACAUACUAAUGUCUGGUCUUAUUUAUUAUUAUUAUUAUUAUUAUUAUUUUCUUUUUUUGUUCCUGUGUAAAUCAGCUUGAAGAUUUACCUCCCUCCCCCCUGCUAUCCCCCCAAGUGCCAAUUCGGAUUUCUUUUUUCUUUUAACAUUUUUUUUUUUUUUUUUUUGCUCUGUUCUUCAAAUAUAUCUGUUGUCGUUUAAAGCAAUCAGAAACCAGAGAAAAUCUCUACCCAGCCCUUUGGAGCCUGCGACUCUCCUGCAUAUGGAAGGAAAACUGGAUUAAUAGCAUGGUUUCUUUUUUUUUUUUUUGAUCUGCAGUUUGCUCUUCACUUCAGACUGAUGUUUUGAAGGCAGAUUCUUUCAGUGAUUUUUUUCUUUUUUCUUUUUUUUUUUUUUAGCCUAGAGCGUUAACCUUGAAGAGAUUUGUGGUUGGGUUUUGGUUUCUAAGAAGGUCACCGCUUUUCCUCUUUUUAAAAAAAUUUUAAAAGAUAUUUUUUCUUUUUUGGGGGAGAGAGGCUGGGAAGAGGGGUUGCAAAGGCAAGAAGCAUGUUGACUGGGUGCAGUAGAAUGGAGCUUCAGUUACCUGGGUCCUGAGAGCCAGAGGAUUCCAUCUGCAAGUUGGGAGGCCUCCCUCUCCCCUUGCCUGGAAAUUGCAAGCGAUUCAGUCGCAAUCAAGACAGCAAAACUACCAGAUUCUGGAGCUGUGGCACUCGGAGAAACCAUGAGUGUAAGAUUACCGCAGAGCAUAGACAGAUCAGCCAAUAAAAAGCAGUCUCACCUGUCCAGCCCCAUUGCAGCCUGGUUAAGUAGCCUGUCAUUGGGAGAUUCGGCACCUGAGCGCAAGUCCCCUUCCCACCAGCGCCAAUCCUCUGACAUCUCUGAGACAGCAGGUCUUGUUCAACGCUGUGUCAUCAUCCAGAAAGACCAGCAUGGCUUUGGCUUCACGGUCUGCGGGGACCGCAUCGUUCUGGUGCAAUCUGUGCGGCCAGGCGGUGCAGCCAUGAAAGCUGGUGUCAAAGAAGGCGACCGAAUCAUUAAGGUGAAUGGCACGAUGGUGACCAAUAGUUCACACCUGGAGGUGGUGAAGCUUAUCAAAUCGGGGGCCUAUGUUGCCCUUACCCUCCUGGGCUCAUCACCAGCAUCUAUUGGUGUCUCUGGACUCCAGCAAGACCCAGCCCCUGCAGGAGCUCCCCGGGUCACCCCUCUAACACCGCCACCUCCUCCUCCUCCACCUCUGCCACCUCCACAGCGUAUCACAGGACCUAAACCUCUACAGGACCCCGAAGUUCAGAAACAUGCCACCCAGAUUCUUAGGAAGAUGCUGAGACAGGAGGAAAAGGAGUUGCAGCAUUUCUGUGAGGUGUAUAACCGGAACCCCGCCAGCCUGCUGGAAGAGCAGAUCGAAGGUGCCCGGCGGCGAGUCUCCCAGUUACAGCUGAAGAUCCAGCAGGAGACUGGUGGCUUAGUGGAUGGCGAUACCAGCCAGAGAGCAUCAGAGGGCCGACUCUCCCUGGAUUCCCAGGAGGGGGACAGUGGUUUGGACUCUGGGACCGAGCGCUUUCCUUCCCUCAGUGAGACCUUGUUGAAUCGGAACUCAGUUUUAUCAGACCCUGGUCUGGAUAGUCCUCGAACUUCCCCUGUCAUCAUGGCCCGCGUGGCCCAGCACCACCGGCGACAGGGCUCCGAUGUGCCUGUCCCCCACACCAGUGACCAGGGUGCAGAGCAAAGCCCAAAGCCUUUAAUCAUUGGCCCGGAAGAAGAUUACGACCCAGGUUAUUUCAACAACGAGAGUGACAUCAUAUUCCAGGAUCUUGAGAAACUUAAAUCUCGGCCAGCCCACUUGGGGGUUUUUCUGCGGUACAUCUUCUCUCAAGCUGACCCCAGCCCGCUGCUUUUUUACUUGUGUGCAGAAGUUUAUCAGCAGACAAAUCCUAAGGAGUCACGAAGCUUAGGAAAGGACAUCUGGAAUAUUUUCCUAGAGAAAAACGCGCCUCUGAGAGUCAAGGUCCCAGAGAUGUUGCAGGCUGAAAUCGAUUUGCGCCUGCGCAAUGGUGAGGAUGCCCGAACCAUUAUCUGUGAUGCCCAGGAGGCAGCUAUCCCAGAGAUCCAGGAGCAGAUCCUCGACUACAGAACAAAGCGAACCCUGGGGCUUGGCAGCCUCUAUGGGGAGAACGACCUGUUGGAGCUGGACAGGGACCCCCUCCGAGAGCGCCAUGUGGCUGAGAAGCAGAUGGCUGCCUUGGGUGAUAUUCUGUCCAAAUACGAGGAAGAGAGGAGUGCUCCCAUGGACUUCGCCCUCAGCACCUACAUGAACCAUGCUGGAAUCCGGCUUCGAGAGACACGGCCUAGCAGCCUGGCUGAAAAGGCUCCAUCGGCUCCUGACAAGGACAAGUGGCUGCCCUUCUUCCCCAAGACCAAGAAGAGCAGUAACUCCAAGAAGGAAAAGGAUGCCCUGGAAGACAAGAAGCGAAACCCCAUCCUCAAGUACAUCGGGAAACCCAAAAGCUCUUCCCAGAGCAUCAAGCCUGGCAAUGUGAGAAACAUCAUCCAGCACUUUGAGAACAACCAGCAAUAUGAUGCUCCAGAGCCAGGCACCCAGCGGCUCUCCACAGGCAGCUUCCCUGAGGACCUGCUGGAGAGUGACAGUUCUCGAGCUGAGAUCCGUCUGGGCCGCUCAGAAAGCCUCAAGGGCAGGGAGGAGAUGAAGCGGUCCCGGAAGGCGGAGAAUGUGCCUCGGUCUCGCAGUGAUGUGGACAUGGAUGCCGCUGCUGAGGCUGCCCGCUUACACCAGUCUGCUUCGUCCUCCGCCUCCAGCCUCUCUACCAGAUCUUUGGAGAACCCAACCCCUCCCUUCACCCCCAAAAUGGGUCGCAGGAGCAUCGAGUCCCCCAGCCUGGGUUUCUGCACAGAUGCCCUCCUUCCGCACCUUCUAGAGGAUGACCUUGGCCAGCUCUCUGAUCUGGAGCCAGAGCCAGAUGCCCAGAACUGGCAGCAUACUGUGGGCAAAGACGUAGUGGCCAGCCUGAGCCAGAGGGAGAUUGAACGGCAGGAAGUGAUAAAUGAGCUAAUGGUGACCGAGUCCUCCCAUUUGCGCACACUCCGGGUCCUGGACCUGAUCUUCUACCAGCGCAUGAGGAAGGAGAGCCUCCUGCCCCGCGAGGAGCUGGUGCGGCUCUUCCCCAACCUGCCGGAGCUCAUCGAGAUCCACAACUCCUGGUGUGAAGCCAUGAGGAAGCUCCGGGAGGAGGGCCCCAUCAUCAGGGACAUUGGUGACCUCAUGCUGGCUCGGUUUGACGGCCCUGCCCGUGAGGAGCUACAGCAGGUAGCGGCCCAGUUCUGCUCCUCUCAGUCCAUUGCCCUGGAACUGAUCAAGACCCGACAGCGCAAGGAGAGUCGGUUCCAGCUCUUCAUGCAGGAGGCCGAGAGCCACCCUCAGUGCCGGCGGCUACAGCUACGGGACCUCAUCAUCUCUGAGAUGCAGCGGCUCACCAAGUACCCCCUGCUACUGGAGAACAUUAUCAAGCACACAGAGGGUGGUAGCUCCGAGCAUGAGAAGCUAUGCAGGGCCCGGGAUCAGUGCCGGGAAAUUCUCAAGUACGUGAACGAAGCUGUGAAGCAGACUGAGAACCAGCACCGGCUUGAGGGCUACCAGAAGCGCCUGGACACCACAUCACUGGAGAGGGCCAGCAACCCCCUGGCUGCAGAGUUCAAGAGCCUGGACUUGACCACCAGGAGGAUGAUUCAUGAGGGGCCUCUGACCUGGAGAAUCAGCAAGGACAAGACCUUAGAUCUCCACGUGCUGCUGCUGGAAGACCUCCUGGUACUGCUGCAGAAGCAAGAUGAGAAGCUGCUACUCAAAUGCCACAGCAAGACUGCUGCAGGUGCCAUGGACAGCAAGCAGACCUUCAGCCCGGUGCUCAAGCUCAAUGCCGUGCUCAUCCGCUCCGUGGCCACAGACAAACGGGCCUUCUUCAUCAUAUGUACCUCUGAGUUGGGCCCCCCACAGAUCUAUGAGCUGGUGGCACUGACAUCGUCAGACAAGAACACGUGGAUGGAACUCUUAGAAGAGGCAGUACGGAAUGCCACCCGCCGCCCCACAGCCACCCCUACGCCAGCCCGUCCUCCAGCCCCCAUGCCCCAGGAACCUGCCCACCAGAGCCCCACGCCCAGCAGCAGGGAGGGGCUGGAUGACUCAGAUGUGGACGUGUUCCCCCGGGAGCCAGAGCCUGAGAUGCUGACUGAAAGUGCCUUCCUGGGCCAACCUGAUGAUCUUGGGGGCACAGGUGCUGGGCCCCAGCAGAAGGUCAGAGGGACACACCCCACACUGUCGGAGAACCCUGAGCAGGAAGUCACAUUACCAGCAGUGGCAGAACUAGCAACAGUGUCACAGCCUCCUGUGCCCAUGACUGGAGGGACCAGAGGCAGCAGGACCCGAGAACCCCUCCUUCUGCCCCUCCCAGACUCACUGCUCCUGGGAGGCCUUGCCGAGGCAGCCCUGGAAGAUGUGGAGAACCUGCGGCACCUCAUCCUCUGGAGUCUGCUGCCAGCUCCGCCCCCAGAACCACAUGCUGCCGGUGAGCCUGAGGACGACCUGACACCAACACCCUCUGUCAUCAGCGGCACCUCCCAUCCCUGGGAUCCCGGCUCUCCAGGGCCAGGUCCCACCAGAGGCAAAGGAGACACCCCCCAGCCCUCAGAGCCAGAGCAGCAGACAGCCCCAGUUGGCUGUUCCCUGGAGCACCUGCCCCCAAGGACCAGGCAUUCGGGGAUUUGGGAGUCUCCCGAGCUGGACAGGAAGUCAGAGGAAGAGGCGACAGGAAGCUACAAAGUUGUGAGAAAAGCUGAGGUGGCAGGCAGUGAGGCUGUCCCUGCACUCCCCGAGAGGGGCCCACCAGGGCCCGAGCCACCUGAAGUAGAAGGCGGAACAAAGGCUGCGGGAAACUGUUUCUAUGUCAGCAUGCCAGCAGGACCCCUGGACUCGAGCACCGACCCUGCAGGGGCCCCCAGGAGCCCCUCGCAGCCCAGCAGCCUCCCUACCUGGCAGCCUCAGCAUCCACUGCAGCAGCAGGGGGCUCCAGGGGACCAAAGACGCCCCAGCCUGCCACUCAGGGAUGUGGGCCUGAUCUUCAGCACCAUUGAGCAGCUCACACACAAGCUCCACAGGCUCAAGGACAUGGAGCUGGCACACAGGGAGCUGCUUGAGUCCCUCGGGGCCGAGUCGUCAGGUGGCACCACGCCUGUGGGAAGCUUCCAAACCGAGGCCACACGCUGGACACUCAGUUCCCUGUCACCUCCAGACAUGGACCCCCUGGCCACCAAUUCCAGGGAUAGCCAGGAAUCGGGGCCAUGCCUCGAGCGUGGUGCCGACACCCCUCCGGAGGAAAACAAGGUGGACUGAGCCACAGGUGCCCUGGGUCUGUAGCUGCCAGGACCACCAGACCAAUCCUUCUCGUCUCCACUACUCUAGGGAGUGGCCCAAAGUAGGGGCACAGGCCAGGGUACUCCAGCCCUCCUCAUGGCAGAGGCAGUUAAUGAGACCUAGGGAGCCCCCCCGCAUGUUGCUUGGUCUGUUCAGAUCAGAAUUGUCAGUGUCCCCACCCCCACCCCAGGGCCUCACCGGCCUAGCAUGCCCACUGCGUCCACACGUCUGUCCUCAGCCCUUUGGGAAGGAGGGGGCUUCCGUAUAAUUGCACUUUCUCCCACCCAGGACCCCCAGCUGAGGUGGGCUGCCUCACCUGAGGCUUUGGUUCCCUGUCCAUAUGUACACAUCCCUGACCCUAUGUGCAUCUUUGCUGUUGUAAAUAAUUUGGACCUUUUCAGCUUUUGUGCUGGGAUGCUGGAAGCAGUGAAAGAAGAGGCUUGCUUGCACCUCCUAGUUACCAGGCUGUCCUGGCCUGGCCCCCACGGGUGGGGGAUGAGGGCGUUCUCUGCCUUAGGGCCGCCAGGCCUGAGAGCCCAGCCUCUGCGCUUGGUGCUGAUCCUCUGGCCCUCUCUGCCUGGGGCCGCUCAUCACCCCCACGUCCACCUUUCCCCACCUCACCACAGAAAACCAGUGUAUCCAGUAUGGUACGGAGCUGAAGAUUGGGCCCCAGGAGGUGGGGCAUGGUGGGGCAAAUGCUGGAGACCUUGAUUAACAACCCAGGACCAUCCAAGGGGCUGCGGCCACACUGGCCUCCAUUUCCAUGUGUCCACUCCUCCCUCCACUGACUAAUAGAAUAUACACACUGUGCUAGGUGUAUAUAUACAUAUAUAUAUAUAUAAAUAUAUAUAAUAUAUAAAAUAUAGAUAUGGAAAUGACUGUUUUUGCUGUUAAAAUAAUGUAUACUCUUAUUUUCUUUCAUGGUUAAGUUUUUUUUUUUUUUUUUAAGAAAAGUUAAAUAUUCUUCAACUGUG